AUGGCAAGUAUUGGCGCAGCAGCUAAAGGUGCUGGAAAUCCGAAACUUAAUCAGUUUAAGGAGUCUCUUAUCUCUAUGAUUCCAAGUAUAGAAGAGGUGGAGCAGGCAACUGAGAGAGAAUAAUCUCCUAUGAUACGAAUGCUAAUGGGUGGAAUCGAUAGCAAGGAAGGAUAGAUCAGCAUUGACAAUGAAAAUAGUAUAAAUACCAAUUCCAAAAAGAACACUAACAAUAAUCUGCUAUUGUAAUCAAUAUUUGAUGAUAAGAAAAAUUACCUAUCCACAGAAAACCUAACAGGGAAUAUUGGGCCAAUUGAUUUUAACAAUUUCAAGGAUUUGAGUUAAAGUUAAUACGAAUAAGUUAUAGGAAAGUUUUUCGAAAUAAAAGUCCCAGAAGACUAAAAAAAUGAAAAAGUUAAGAAUCUAUUAAAAGUUGCGAAGUAUAUGAUUUAUCAAGCCUCAGACUUUGCUUGGUAAAAUAUUUAUAACUUCAUACUUAUAGACUAUGAGAAGAGUCAACACUUCAAGAUAUAUGAUGAAAAGCAUGAUGGGCAUGGCAUCAAUGGCAGUCCAUCUAAAAUGGCUUAGCCCAGAUAGUCUUUGAAUGAAAUCAUAGCAGAAAAGAAAUUAAAGGAAAAAAGGAGAUUCAUCAUUAAUGGACCAGAUGAGAGAAAUAAGUCAGUGCCUGAACUUUUUCAAGUUGUUGAAGAGGCUAAGAAGUUACUGGAUGACGGUACUAUGUCACUUAAAGAGUGUUAUGAAAUAUUAGAUUCCCUUCAAGAAACAGUAAAAAGCCAAAAUAAAACUACUUAGAAAAUGAUGCGAAUAGCUGAAGAAUUACUUUAUGAUGCUAAAUGCUAAGUCGCUAUAGGAGAUGAAGAUCCAAGAGAUGCUAAUCCAUAAUUCUCUCUCAAGGCUUUUAAGCAGCACAUUAGAAAGAAAGAAGAUAACGGCAAGUUUAAUUACAGGUCUGAGACUCCUUCAGAGAGUAGAGCAAAUAAUCCAUAGUUUAAAAUUUCCUCAAGUAACAAACAGAAGAAAAGAAUAGAAAUGGGUGGAGUGAAAGUUGCUCAUGACUCCAACUUCCAUGAAGUUGAAUUACUAAGAAGUUAGGCACAGUAGCAGCAAAGCUAAUAGAAGCAUGAAAAUUCAUAGAUCAGUAUUAAUAAAUAAUCUUCACAUGGCUAUUUGAGUUUAAUGCCCCCAUAAAUGAAUCAAGAUACCAAGAAUAAUCAAACUGAGGAAUAAAAGCUUCAAGAAAUGAUGGAGGAUUAUAAUUAUCAGAAAUUCAAAGAUAAAUUUGGUGAAGGUGACACUCAUAAUUAUUUCAUCAGCAAAGAGAACUAGAGUGUUAAACCCUCAUAUAUGUUUCCAAGAAAGAACAGCUAUCUGGAUUUUAUCAAUCAGACAGUUAAAAAGCAACCUAGCUUUGAGAAGGGUAGAAACUUGUAAUUUGCGACAUUUUAAAAGGUUGAGGGAAUGAACAGUCUAACUUCAAUGAGGAAUAAUACUGAUCAGAUCUCCUCUUAAAAAUCUUUGUUAACUUUGAAGGGUGAUAAGAUAUUAAGAAAAGAUACAAUGACCUCCUAAAUCACUUCUCCUAUAGCAAAGCUAAGACCAAACUUCAAUCAAGAUUUUGGACUUAUUCAAACUAAAACCAUUUCCCCCACAGUUAACAAUCUCAGGAAUUUGACGAUUAGCUUUGGAGUUCCCACAGCGACGUUUUAGCAUAAAAGGUCAGACUCUAAAGGGACAGGAUAAUCAAGUAGUGCAGCCCUAAGGACACCUUAAAAUUUUGAUGCAUAAAGUGCCAAGCAAAAGGUUAAGUAGAUGAAUGAAAAAUCUCGUUAGCAAAGCAGAGACUACUAAGAUGUGAUAUUCAACAUACCGAUAGAAGAUAAGUAAUUUCAAGCAAAGUCUCAAGAGCAAUUGACAGAAUAAAAAUACCCUCAUACUCAUAAUGAUUUAACUGGAACUAAAACAUUUGAGAGUAUAUAAUCUAGGUAAACUCACGAUGACAACCAAGAAGUUAAAAUAAUCAUAGAAAAAAGACCAAGUUCUCCAUCCUACCUACCUAUGGUUGAAUAAGUUGAAAUCUUAUCAGAAUCCAAAAGAAGGUAAAUUGUUUACAGCUCUUCUGGUUAGAUAAGAGGCUAGUCAGAUUUAUUGCUGAAAGCUGAUAGAUCAGUUAUACAAAAAUUCGGCUAUUAAUUUAGAUUUUAGAAUGAAAGAAGUAGAAAAUUAUAUGGAGAAAAUAAUGCAGGACUUGCAAUUAGAACUAUUGUUCCAGCUGAAAUGAAGAGUUCUUUAAGCUUGCUAAGUUUAAAGGAGAAGAAGAGACCGUAGAUUAUAAGGAAUGCAUCUCAGACUUCUCAAAUGCAUGAAAGAAUUAAGAAGAAAAUACAGAAGCCCAAGUUUUACUUUGAAACUCAUUUAAUAUAGGAGGCACAAAAACUAGAAUAGCCUCAUUAUGUUUGA
Molecule: messenger RNA, 2475 nt
Organism: Stylonychia lemnae
Lineage: Eukaryota; Ciliophora; Spirotrichea; Sporadotrichida; Oxytrichidae
Source: the annotation of a GenBank genome assembly